AACUUGAACACGAUCCUCUCAACGCCCAAGACUCCUCCUGCAGAGGAUAAAGCCGAUUGCGGAUAUGACGAAAGCCGCUGCGUGCUUCUGACCAAACUUUUCUAUGCCAUUGGAAGCCCGGAAGCUGUUUGUCAGCUCCAUAACGCUUACAAGGCGUUGAGGACAGCAGGUUGCCAUAUAUCUCCGUCAAUGGAUGACAUCGCCGAUGCAGUCCAAGCUCUUAAUAAACUUAAUGCUACCAUUCAUCUAUAUGCAAUAAUACGUCGAUUCCACCUCGUAUCGCUUUGUCACCAUCGCAAUGUUUUGCUGGCAGAGACUCGAGUAACGCGAGGCGGCAAUGCACAGGAGUCUGGCAGAUCUGAGACCGUAGCUCAUCGGAAGCUAAUGUCACAUGCUUAUCCGGGUUUGGAACCGGGCAGGUUGAAGCGAGGCAACGUCAAGGACAAUUAUGUCAAGAAGUCCCAGGCGUUGACACACCGACUUAAGAUUGGACAGCGUUGGUCCAUGCUAGCGAAGGCAUUCGCACCUGGCAUCCUUGCUCUCAUUCCCAUCCGAGGGGAUUUCCAGCUCUCGAAUUCGGAUUACGAAAAGCUUCCUGCUCCUACGAUCGCAAUUUUGAUAGACGUCCUACAACGACACAGAGGCGGCUUUCUGCAGGAAUUUAGCACAUGUCUCGACUUUUUUGCUCUAGCCAAUGCCGAAAAUUCUCUCGUAAGGCAGGAUGCUGACACUCUGAAACAGGAAGAAUACGAUUCACCGCGUCUAGUCGAGCUCUGCAAGUCGCAGCCGUGAUGGUUAACGGAGAGGAGUGCCACAGAGGAGGAUUACCGUACAGUACAGAUAGGCUUCAUGUGACGAAAACUUGCAGACAUC
Pseudovirgaria hyperparasitica is the source of this 873-nucleotide messenger RNA. RefSeq lists its product as uncharacterized. The record is from RefSeq and is a predicted model, not a curated record. The transcript has 2 exons. Lineage: Eukaryota; Fungi; Ascomycota; Dothideomycetes; Acrospermales; Acrospermaceae. Bases 190 to 792 code for a protein of 200 amino acids.